Molecule: messenger RNA, 5628 nt
Organism: Micropterus salmoides (largemouth bass)
Lineage: Eukaryota; Metazoa; Chordata; Actinopteri; Centrarchiformes; Centrarchidae
Product: alpha-2-macroglobulin-like
Exons: 35
Coding region: 70-4479 (1469 amino acids)
Cellular component (GO): extracellular region
Molecular function (GO): endopeptidase inhibitor activity
Source: RefSeq, a predicted model, not a curated record
GGUCAAAGGAUAGAUUUCUAUCUGAGUUUAUUUAACAGAUGUGGACUCAAAGGCUCAUCUCAUUCAGUCAUGGGUGAUCCUGGGAUUCAUUUAUGGACAUGGACACUGUUUGUCUGGCUGAGUUGGAUGUGUGUGGGUCAAGCGUUUGCAGGACCGCAGUACAUGGUGGCCAUUCCUGCAGUUCUUGAAGCUGGAGCUGAGACCAAACUCUGUGCGAGUCUCCUGCAGCCCAACGAGACUCUGGUCAUGACCGUCACUUUGAUGCCCCAAGAGCAGAAUACAACACUUUUCAAGAAGACAUCCAGUAAAAAGUUUCAUACCUGCACUCAAUUUAAGGUUCCUUUAGUGCAGAAUCAAGUGGUGAAGAAGCUGGAGGUAAAGGUACAAGGUGACAAUUUUUACUCUAGAAAAGUCAGGAAAGUCAUGAUCAAAGUCUAUCAACCAAUGACAUUUGUCCAAACCGAUAAACCGAUCUACCUCCCUGGACAAACAGUACAUUUCAGAGUCGUUACACUGGACACCAAGUUGAGACCUAGCAGUCAGCUGUAUAAUAUCAUCGAAAUUGCGGAUCCUAACAACAACAGGAUUGGGCAGUGGCUGAAUGAAACGUCAAACGGUAAAAUACUACAGCUUUCUUACUCCCUGAACUCUGAGGCCCGUGAAGGAAUCUACCAAGUCAUUGUGUCAAUUGGUGAAAAUAAACUACAUCACAGCUUCAAGGUGGAGAAAUAUGUUUUGCCAAAAUUUGAUGUAAAAAUAAAUAUGUCUGAUGAAGUAAGUAUUGAGCAGGAAGAAAUCAAAGCUGAAGUAUGUGCAAAGUAUACAUACGGACAGCCUGUGUCAGGCAGUGUUCAAGUUCAGGUGUGCCGACCUCUGAAUCAGAAUAUUUAUCGUGCCAGUGUACGCACCCCUGAGCAUCCAGAAAGAGUCCCUGACAUAACUGCCCCAUGCUACAAGGAGACAAAGCAGACAGACAAGAGAGGCUGUGCCACUUUUACCUUUACGAUGUCAGCUUUCACAAAACUUGACCGAAAGGUGCUGCAAGAUGUACUGGACCUCAGUGCCAAGGUGGAAGAGGAGGGCAUAGGUAUUUCACACCAACAGGAGAAGAGAAUAGGGAUUUCAUAUGUUGUUGGAAAGCUGUCCUUCAUUGACACACCCAAGAUUUAUGACCAAGGAUCAAAUGUGGAGGGAAAAGUUAAAGCAGUUCACUACAAUAAUACACCCAUUCCUGACAUGCCAGUGUACCUGUUUGAGGGUGAAAGGUGGUCAGCACGUCUGGUACAGAACCUCACAACUGACAGUGAUGGGAUUGCCACCUUCUCAUUCAGCACCGCAAACUUUAAACGGAACAUCCGCCUCCGUGUUGGCAACAAACCGACGCUGGACAACGUUGGUAAUAGAAUGCCAUACUAUGAGGUUGGAGAGCAUGUAUUUUCUGUGCCCGAACCUCCUUCUCCUGAUUCUAAAACAGUCAGCUCCCUGGAGGUGAAGAAGAAGGAUCAGCUACUUCUCUGUGACAGAGAAGAAGACAUCUCCAUCAAAUACACUGUAGUUCGAGAGACCCAGGGCUCUGUGGAUGUGAUGUAUCUGGUCUUAUCCAGAGGAGCCAUUAUCAUGCAAGGAGUUAAGCAGGUUGAAGUGCAAGAUAAAUCAGUGACUGAGGGAGAGGUGUCCUUCAAGUUGACAGUGUCUGCAGAGAUGGCACCACAGGUCCAGGUUGUAGCUUACGCCGUCCUCCCCAGUGAGACUGUGAUCGCCCACAGGGCUGACUUCUCCACCGAGAAAUGCUUCAGUCACAAGGUGUCGCUGGAGUUUUCUCCGCCCUCAGCUGUCCCAGGAGAGGAAACCAUCCUGCAGGUGACGGCCCAGCCAGACUCUCUGUGUGGUGUUAGUGCUGUCGACCAGAGCGUCCUCAUCAAGGAACCAGGGAAGACUCUGAAUGCAGACAAGAUAUUUGCCUUGUUGCCUGUCAGAGAAGCAUCCUCUGUUCCACAUGAGGUGCAAGAUCCUGAUGGAUGCCGCCAUGUGAGAACUAGAAUAUACAUGGCACACCACAGAAGGGUCAAAGGGAGAGAAGAUGAUGCUCAUUCAGUUUUCCAGAAUGCAGGGCUGAAGAUGACAACAAACUUUAUCAGAGUGCCUUUAUGCAUCAAGUACAGUGGAUGGGAACGUAGCCGUUACGGAAGUUAUAGCUUCAAGAAGCUUCCUCGACUCCGUGCUUCAGGAGCAGUACAAUUUAUGAAAAGACCCGUUAGUGCUGCCAGAUCAUCUCCUCCUCCUCCUCCUCCUCCUCCUCCUACUUCUCCACAACCAAUAGAGACAGUCCGCACUUUCUUCCCUGAGACCUGGAUAUGGGACCUGGUGGAAGUUGGAGAGUCUGGAACAAAGGAUGUGUCCCUCACUGUCCCAGACACCAUCACCACCUGGGAGACGGAGGCUUUCUGUUUGUCCCCUCAGGGGUUUGGCUUGGCUCCUCGUAAAGAUAUCACAGUCUUCCAGCCCUUCUUCCUGGAGCUCAGCCUGCCUUACUCCAUCAUCCGGGGGGAGCACUUUGAGCUGAAGGCAACCACCUUCAACUACCUGUCCAGCUGCAUCAUGGUCACUGUGACUCCAGCACCCUCUUUAGACUACACCCUCACUCCGCUCUCUGGUGACCAGUACACAUCCUGUUUGUGUGGCAGUGAGCGCAAGACCCUCAGCUGGACCAUGGCCCCCUCAGUCUUGGGGGUUGUGAAUGUGUCUGUGACGGCUGAGGCUGUGGCAUCCCACACUUCAUGUGACAAUGAGAUUGUGAGUGUUCCAGAGAGAGGACGUAUCGACGUGGUCACACGAUCUCUCAUAGUAAAGGCUGAGGGAACUGAGAUCACCAAGACCUACAACUUUCUGCUCUGCCCAAAAGGGGAAGCUGUGACAGAGGAAAUAGACAUCCAACUCCCCGAGAACAUGAUUGAUGGAUCUGCCCGUGCUUCACUUUCAGUCCUGGGUGACAUUCUGGGCCGAGCCCUGAAGAACCUGGAUGGGCUGCUGAAGAUGCCGUAUGGAUGUGGAGAGCAGAACAUGGCGCUCCUGGCCCCCAACAUUUACAUCCUCCAGUACCUGGAAAACACACAGCAGCUGACCGCAGCCAUCAAGGAGAAGGCUACCAACUUCCUGACCAGUGGCUACCAGAGACAGCUGAACUACAAACAUGGUGACGGUGCUUACAGCACAUUUGGAUCAGGACCGGGGAACACUUGGCUGACUGCUUUUGUGCUGAGAUCUUUUGCCAAAGCACAGUCUUUCAUCUACAUUGACCCAACAAAGCUUGCUGAGUCUAAGUCUUGGCUGGAUGAUAAACAACGAGAAAAUGGCUGUUUCCAGCAGCUGGGAAAACUCUUCAACAACAGAAUGAAGGGUGGUGUGUCUGAUGAAGUGACUCUCAGUGCUUACAUCACUGCUGCCUACUUGGAGAUGAAUGUGUCCCUAAAUGAUCCUGUGGUGAAGAAGAGCCUGUCUUGUCUCAGGGAGUCCAUCAGUGACCUCAGCAACACCUACACUACAGCUCUGCUGGCGUACGUCUUCACCCUGGCAGGAGAAACGGAGACCCGUGCUCACCUUCUGAAGCACCUGGACACUGUUGCAUCAAACCAAGGAGGUUUCCUCUACUGGUCUCAGACAGCGACAGAAACGUCAGCCUCUCUGUCUGUGGAGAUCAGCUCCUAUGUGCUGCUGGCCAAACUCAGCGGCUCUCCCACUGCUGAAGACCUGGGCGCCGCCACCAACAUCGUCAGAUGGCUGACGGGCCAGCAGAACUAUUAUGGAGGCUUCUCCUCUACACAGGACACGGUGGUGGCUCUCCAGGCUCUGGCUCUCUACGCCACUGCAGUGUUCAGUCCAGAGGGUUCCAGCACAGUGACAGUCCAGUCUCCCAGUGGCCAGCUGACAUUUGAUGUGAAUCAGAACAACAAACUGCUCUACCAGGAGAAGCUGCUGCAGGAAGUGACAGGAAAGUACAGCCUGGAGGUGAAGGGCUCUGCAUGUGCGUCAGUGCAGAUCUCUCUUCACUAUAACAUCCCAACUCCUGCUGAUGUCACCACUCUCAGUGUGGAGGUCAAACCAGAGGCCGACUGCACAUCUCUCAGACCCAAACUCACUCUGAAGCUAAAGUCCCUAUAUAGUGGAACAGCAAGCACUACAAACAUGGUGAUCCUGGACAUCAAAAUGCUCUCUGGCUUUGUCCCAGACCCAGAGUCUUUGAGGAGGCUCAAAGGUGCCCUGCUGGUGGAUCGUGUUGAAGAAAAGGAAGAUCACGUUCUGGUGUACAUAAGGGAGUUAACAAAGGACAUAGCUAUCAACCACAGCUUAGACCUCCUACAGGAGGUCACAGUGCAGAACCUGAAGCCAGCCGUGGUCAAGAUCUAUGACUACUACCAGCCAAGUGACCAGGCUGAGACAGAAUAUAUCUACACUUGUGCUGCAGGUAGCCGUCUGGAAUAAUAUACACAAGCCGUUUCUUACAGUUAUUUAAUGACCAAAAAAAAUUAAAACAUUUGGAAAUUAGUAAUGUGCCAAUUUUGUAACCUUAAACCAAAUUCAUCAAACUAACAGCUGCUGAGAUUUUAAGUCUUCACGUUGAAUUAUACAUUUUUAAAAUGUAUUCUUUUGCAGCUUGAAGAGUGAAGUGUGGUCAGUCCUCAGGUCGUCACUGAUUCCAGUAUAAUAUUGAAAGACAUGCUUUUUAUUAAAGAGAUUUCUAUGUGCCUUGUGUAACUUUAGACUGUUUGUAUAGACGUACACAAACAUUUACAUGUAUUUACUUGUUAAUAUUCUGCCACUAUACCUUACAGCUGUGUAACUACUGUUGGGGCUUUUCUCAUUUCAUAGAUUGUACCCCCUCAACUUUCUCUCCUCGUAUCUUUGUCCCUCUCCUGAAAUGGGAGCGAAAGAGUCGAGGAGGGAAGAGUCAAGACAACAAAGGUUUAACAAAAUGAGCUGUCCUUGCCUCGGCGCUCUCAUUUUAAAGCGAUGUCAGUUAAAUAUGACAUAUUGCACAGCUGCAUCAUCUGUGCUUUGUGUUGUUAAAACCUGCCGCUAUGAUCUGUCUCAGAUGAACAAACCACUUGUGGUACCAAUACACAAAGGCUACAGAUAAUAUUACAAUUCACAUAUUCACAAUCCAGAAACAUGUCUGUCAACAUUAUGACAUGCCGAAACAUCUUGGUUCAGGGGCGGACUAGCCAAUCAAGAGAACCGGGCCAAAUCCCAGUGGCCUGCGGGCUAAUUUGGUGAUUAGUGCUUGUUUUAUGUAUUUCUACUAUGAUUAAUUAGGCUAUGUAGUUAAAUUGUUUAUUUUUUUGUCUGUUUUAACUGGGUUUAUUGUUGACAUACGAUCGGGAUCGGGAGUCUGUACAGGGUAUUUUAUUUUGAAAAUUGACCGGAUUCGCCAUUUCCCAGGGGAGGCCCGCUGUCUCAGACUUUGAAAACCCCUGCCAUAGACUGUAUGUAAAAAGGUUAGUCCACAAAAAGUAACGGUUUGGUGUUUGUGUGAACAAGGUGGGGUUGAGUCAAAUUCCCGGCCUGAUUUCUUGUGUCAGUCCGCCCCUGUCUCGGUUUCAAUAAAAAAUUAUCGCAUAUGUUGAAAACAGA